AUGGGGUCACCAUUCACUGACGAGGAGAAGCGAUUUCUCCUUGCGGAAAUGAUCAAGGUCAGCAAGGUAGAUAUCCACGCCCUUGUGGAGUUCGUCAAGUCCAACCGCGUCGAGCAAGAAUGGUUGAAGAUGCAGGUCCCGAACGCUCCCACUCUCACAUCCGCAAACCACCUCAUCGAAGGGCACUCCACCGAGCCCUCUAUGCCUACCAAUUCUGCGAUGCAGCCGCAUCGAGGCUCGACGCCACAGCAUGUCCUCAUAAAGCCGCGUCUGACCACCGCGAAUGGUACCCCAAGCCCCUCUCCUUCUGCAGCGUCGGAACCCCCAACAAAGAAGCGUCGCGGUCGCCCGCCAAAGGUGCAAUCUUACGACCGGCUCGGCCCUGGUAGGCCGAGGCUCUUGGCUUUAGCGCCACAACCCCCGCCCUCCGCGACAGCACAACAGCAGGCUUUCGCUGCGGUGCCACAAUCCAUCGACAACCGCAGCCGCCGCACCGCGUCGCCCGCAUACACCGUGUCUCCUGGGCCUAAUAUCGAGAACAUUGCGCCAUCGAGAGGCUUGAAACGUUCUCUUCCCGAUCACGGUGAGCAGACACAACCGGCACAUCUUCAUCCCCGCUUCAUACCACCUGACGAAUCGGGCCUGGCCCGUCAACGGGCGAACGCAUCGGGCGCUCCUACACCCCUACACAAGGGACUUCAGCAAUACCGAAACAAGAGACGGCUGGUUCUGGAAGCCAAUGGACUCUACGGCCGGACGAUGAUAGGGAAGUCGGCUUCAAACCCCAACACAACAAACGGCCGCUCCUUCUCCAGUUAUUCCUUCCCCGACCACUCCACAGACUCGACAAGGGCCGAGCCCGCUGGACGCAACGAGGGCGACUCCUGUGAAGACAUGACACUGAAUCGCCGGUGUAAUACCGCGAUAGAUAACGAGAGCAUGAUUGGCUGGCGCCAAUCUGAGGCAUGA
Messenger RNA from Parascedosporium putredinis, 969 nucleotides. Lineage: Eukaryota; Fungi; Ascomycota; Sordariomycetes; Microascales; Microascaceae. The record is from the annotation of a GenBank genome assembly.